This is a messenger RNA of Puma concolor (puma), 9330 nucleotides long. NCBI's taxonomy places the organism in Eukaryota, Metazoa, Chordata, Mammalia, Carnivora, Felidae. The record is from RefSeq and is a predicted model, not a curated record.
AUGGCGGCGCCGGGCACCCCCUCGACCUCUCCCCUCGACCUGUCUCCCACAUCUGUGUCCCCGCCAGGACCGCCGCCGACCCCGCCCCCGACCUCGAACGCGCUCUCGAAGUCGCCCCUGGAGUCGAAGGCGAGCUCCCAGAGCCCACCGUCUCGCUCGACCUGCCAGGAGACCUCGUUGUUGCCCCUCGCCGUGUUUUACGGGCCAUUGGACGCUAAAAACCCGCUCCUGGCCUCCUGCGAGAGGGAGAUCCGGGAAUUACUAGGCUUUAUGAGGAGAAAGAAGGCGUUAGCGACAACAGAGGAGCAGAAGCAUGAAUUCCACCGGCUUUGUGCCACCUCUUUGUUUAAUAUCUGGACCAAAUAUGCCCCGCGGCUGCCAGCUGCCUAUUACAAUGAAAAGCUUCUGAAGGUUGGAGAUAGCCUUUGUGAAAUAAAAGAAUAUAAAUUGGCCCUUUUACAGUGCUAUGGAAGGUACCUUCAGCAGUUCCAUGUCAACUUUGAUGAGAAUAAAGCAGAUGUGAAUCAAUUCAAAACUGCCUUUUUUCCAAAAGGCCUUGGAGACAAAACUUCUGCUCAUACAUUUCAUGCUUUAAGUGGCAAAAAUAUUUGCAACUAUGAACUAGUCUGUGACAAUGACGUGAACCUGCAGAAUAAAGAAUCUGUGACCCAGUGCCUGCAGAUUUUGUCCUCCUUAAGACUCAUCAUGCAGGUGGCUUUGCCACUGGAACACCUUUGCUGGAUUAUUUUCAACGGUACCAUUUACAUUUACACCAUUUGCAGAAAACUGAUGAUCAUAGGUCAGUCUUCCAAGGCCUUGGAAUACUUCCUGUGGGCCAGUAUGUGUAUGGAGUUCUCGGUCCCGCUCCUGUCUGUCAGGUACCUGACGUGGCGGGCUACUCUUUACACUGCCGUCUGCCAGUGCUAUUAUGACUGCCAAGCUGGCGUUCAUGCAGAGGCAUUUGCUCGGCGUGCUUUAGCUAAAAUUGAUGAGUUAAGGCAACUGGAAUUGAUGAGUUCCUCACAAUCGCAGGAAGAAUCCAGAAGAUACUAUAGAGAGGCCACCAUAAAGAUGGCAGUGAUGAUCUUCAAAAGAGGAAUAUUUGAAUCUAGAAGGAAACACAAAGGUUUGUUUAGACCAAAGAUAAGAGUGAACCUAAGGGAAGCUCAAACUUUGCCAUGGCCACGUACUGUCACGGAGCGGUUGUUGGAUGAGAUGUUUGAUAGCACCGCAUCCCGGUUUCUGGCUGUCUUAGAAGCUCUUUCUGAUUCAAAUAGGCGUACUCUACAAACUGGACCUAUUGUUACAGAUGAAGUAGAAGUUCGUGAUGUUGUCUCAGAACUGUUUAUGGCAGGAAAAGAACUUUUAAUAAUGUCAAAUACUGGUGCAGAUGGAAUGCUUGAUUUUCCACAAACAUCUCUUCUGCAACAUAUUAUAAAAGGAAAAAAUGUUAUUUCUAUAGAUGCUGCUGUGAAAUUUGUAAAACUAGCUUUUACUUAUGAGGAAUGGAAUUUAUUUGAAUCUUCAGCUGGGCAGCUUAUUGAUUUUCUCCAGAGGCAGGAUGAUCCAGAGUUAAAGAAAGCAGAAAAGGAUUUAAUUCUUCUAAUUGCAAUAGAACCUUUAAUCAAUGUAAAGAGAAACAAAGGUAUGGUCUUUCCCAUGGAAAACUACAAAGAAGGACAGUCAGCUCAAAUUUAUGUUAAAAAAAUCGGUUUUCAUGAUACUUAUAAGACUUAUGGAUAUUCAGAAGACAUUUUCCAUUUGGCAGCAACCUUGUACUCCUGUGUCUGUGCCUCUCCCCAGAAUGCUCAGCCUGAUAAAGAAAUCGUUGUGGACACGAUAAUGUUCCUAUGGCAGAAAUGCAAAUUAGGAAUUCAGAGGAUCAAUAUGUCCAGAAAUGACUAUGCAAAAUUCAUCCAGAAUAUCAGCACUAAUAAAUGGGUUUAUCUUCUGUGGCAGAUAAAUGAAGUAAUUCACUGCUAUAAAAUGGAAGACAUUGACGUUGUGGUGGUGGCAGAGGUCACAUUACAAUUAAGUGAAAUAUUGGAGUCAUUAGGAAACCCACGAAAAAAAUUUAAAAAAUCUCUAGAGAUAUCUUUAAGGAAAGGGACUGGUGAAUUCCUUGAGACUUCAAAGGGGAGCCUGGAAAUUCUCCCAAUAUUGAAGAAAAAACCCGUGGAACAGUUAUUUUUGGCUUAUGAACUUCUUGACAAAGCAAUUGGUGGGAUAAAUUUGAAUUGCAAAUUAAGUACUUUGCCAAAUGGAUCAUCAGUGAUUGACCAUUGCUAUGCCAAGUAUACCCAGGAUACAGAUGGAGACAUCUGCAAACCAGUCACACCGAAUAGUUUCAUGAUGGAUUUACAUCUUGAACUAAUUCAAGCCCAACACCGAAUAGCUGUUGUGCUUCUUGACCAAUUGCAAGUUUUGCAGACUCCAGCUGCUAGCAAGCAUGUAUCUGCCAAAGAUCCAAAAAAGCUGAAACAAUCUAGAAGCAUUGACUGUUUUACAGAAUUAAGUGUAAUGAAUAAAAUAAAGAAGAAUAAGCUGUCCAAAGCGAUUUACUUGAUGCAGAAAGCUCUUCUAGUAUUUGAAAAAGAUGCAGCCUCUACAUGUUCACACAACUUUUUGAUGGAAGCAUAUUCUUUAAUUGAGAAGAUUGAAACAGAACAAAAUGCCCUAUAUUCAUAUCAAAAAUAUGUGGAGAGUUCGAAAAGAAAGAAAAACAGAAUCCCUCCCCCACCUAUCCUGCUAUCCCGAACUCAUUGUUCUGUGACAUUGAAACCUGCUCCAUUUAUUUCAGAUGUUAAGGUCUCCUGGUACUGCAUUUUGGGUUGCAAAGCAGAAGGAAGCUAUGGAAAAGUAAGGCUAAACAAUAAUCAUCUCCCAAACUCAGGAGAAGCGAUACCAGCUGAUGGUAAAAGCAUUUUUGAAGUGAAAGGUUUAGAAACAAAUGAAAAAUAUGUCUUUGCAAUUGCUGCUUAUUCUUCUAACGGGAAGCUUAUUGGUGAUGCCAUUGGGGAGACAACUAAACCAAUUCUGGUUUAUCCACCUCUUUCUGCUGUUACUACUCGGAUGUUCUUGACGCAGGUUGCCUAUCAGAUUGGUAACUAUGAGUUGGCUAAGAAGGUUUUCUCACCAGUUUGGGAUUAUUUUGUUGCUUCACCACAUCAUGAUGAACAAUCUGUUAUUUGCUUAAGCAAUAUAAUGACUAUUACACAGAGAAGAUUACAUUCAGAUAUUUUGGCAGAGACUUCUUCAAUCCUCUUAUACCUUUUCCUUAGAAAUAUUUUUGUAACAAGUGACAUUAAAAUUAAAGAAGAAAAUCUUUUCUGUGAUAAUAUUAAAGGCAAUGAGAUUUUCCCCUCUCAACAAAUUGCUAGAUUAAUUGAAUGUGAGAGAAUAUUAGUGGCAUUGGACCUUAGCAACUACCUAAAUGAUUCCAGUUAUGCCCUUCAAGCUGUGACUCAGUGUUAUGGCCUCCUUGCUCCUAUAAUCUACCACAAUGUUGUUUUGGUACCUGUUGUACAGAUCUUGAUAAAGUGUGUGGUGGUUUUGCAGGGACUACCAAACAUUGUCCACUCAAAGAAACAUUUUGCAAGUUUUGAAAGUGUACAGCACAUGAUAGCUUGCUGUGUCUUCUACAUAACAAAGAUUCUGCGUUCAUGGAAAGAAUAUGACCUGGCAGUUAUGAUUAUAAAUUAUGGAAAAAAGAUGUUAGGCAUCACAUCAGGGUGCAAAUCUCUGUUUGGUGUGACUGACCAAGAAGAAACACAAGAGGAGGGUUCUUCUAAGAAGUCUUACAAGCCUAAGAAGCCACAGCAGAUAUUAUUACCUGAAAAAAUAAAUGAACAGCUGGCCUUGUUGGAGACCCACCUACUCAAACUGACAAAGCAAUAUGUUACAACUGAACUCUCAGGAACAGAGGACCCUGUAUUUCUUUACCCUAUUGUUUUAAACUGGUCGGUCAAAGGUGCUGUGAAAGAAGUUAUGAAAUUUAAGCAGAGACCUAGAUUCCUAGAAUUCUUUACACAAGUUAUGCUAAAAUGUAUGAACGAUGAAAAAUUUCAUCUUAUGGUGGAGAUAACAAAUCCUGUUUAUGACUUCUUAAAAAGGAGGAAUGAAUCCCUACUUGGAAUUAAAAGAACAAAAUAUAAAGACAAUAUUUUGUGUAAAAAGACAGGCAAACCUUUGAAGAAGUUCAAAGCUGCAGUAAUGGAGAUUGGAAGAACUAUAGAAAUGAUGCCAAGAAAAAGAAGUAAAAGAAAGGAAACUCUAAGAGAAUUUUUUUCUAAAAAUCCAUCUAUUGCUGAAAUGAUGGAACAUGAAAGAAAUAAGAGAACUGAUGUUAGAAAACUUGCCUAUCGAUCCCUGGUGGAGAACUUGAAUCCUAUAAUAUUAAAUUUUGUGAAAAGGAAGAGGUUCCAUAAACUAUUUCUUGAGGAGAUGCCCUGGAGAGCUCAGAUGAACCUGUAUCUGGCAAGUGCACACUUCUCCCUGCUUUUAACGAAACUAGCGGAACGAACGAAGAUGAAAUUUGGCACUUCACACACAGUGGUCAGUUUCCGAUCAUGUGAUCCUAAUAUGUUCUCACUAUAUAAUUCUGGAACAGUAUUACCAACAGUGAAAUUGACUUUAGAAAACUAUAAAGCAAUACUUGAUUUCCUUCAUACAGCUAAAAAAAGAAAGGCCAACUUACCAUCAGAUGCUGAAGAAUUUUCCACAUUUAUUAAUUCCAGAAUGAGUGGUGAAAAUGUGUCAAAGACACAAACAGUUUAUGACUCAGACUCUCAGUCAGGUCUUAGUACUAAAGAAAAGGAUCGAGCAGCAAAUUUGGGUCUAUUGGAUCAUUUUAUGAAAAUCUUUUUAUAUUGCAGGAGAGCAAUGGUUCUUGCUCAUCGUGGAGGCUAUUGGACUCUGCUUCAGAAUAGCUGUAGGACCUUUUGGAACUUUACUCAGGAGCUACAGAUACUUCUUAAACAAGCAGUGGAUCUGUAUAAAACAUUUCCUGUUAGCCAGGAUGGUUUCCUCUGUACCUGUGUUUUGCCAUUCUAUUUGGGAGCAGAAUUACUUAUUGACAUGUUAAUAGAACUGCAAAAUACCAAUUCUAUUAAGGUUAUUGAAGAAAAAGGAGAGUUCAGUGUUCCAAGCUGCUAUGGAAAUAUUAAAAAUGAUAAUGGUGGUUCUAGCCUUCAUUUUGAGGAUCCAUUGGAUGAUGUAAAUGUGGUUGAUUUGAAAUGGAUCCAUGACUUUGUGUUAAAGUCUCUGGAGGUUUUAUAUCAAGUGGAAAAAUGGGAGACACUAGUAUCACUUGCCAUCCAGUUCAAUACAAUUUCACAUGAGAGAUACACAGAGCAAGUGACACCGCUCCUGGUAUAUGCACAGCGCCAGCUUCUUCUAAGAAUAUCCAAGUUCAAUGGCCCAGAUGUUACCCAACAACCUUGUGCAAGAUAUGAAGCUGAAUAUGAAGAGAAGAUAACCUGCCGAAAUUUCAUUGGGAAGCAGCUCAAGAUUAAUCCUCCAACAAGUGAAGAGAAAGAUACAGGAAGCUGCACAGAUUUCUGUAAAAAGCUUAUCUAUUCAGAAUAUAGCCACGCCAAAGAGCUCAUCUGUGUGCCCGUGGAUGUGACAGACACUUUGCGAUGUUUUAGACAGACUUUGGAAAAAUCCAAAUAUGAUAGCAGAUCAAUCCGACACAGCAGAAAAUUGCUUUCGUUAUUCCUUGCACAGACACAAGAUGUUCUCCAAGCCUGCAAUAAAAGAAGUCUUAAAGUUCAGGCAUUGCAUGAACUGGGAAGCCUUCUCAUCUUUGCUGAAAAGAAAAGGGCUGCUUUUAAAUGUUGGUGCCAAGCUCUUGAUGACAUAUUCAGAAAACAAGAUGUGCUGCAUACAUGGAAAGAGUUUGGUAGCUCGCUCACCAAUGCUACCAAUAGCUAUUUACCUCCAGGUUCCAAAGAUUAUAGUGAGAAAUUUCUGUCAAAUGUUGGCAUUUGGGGAUGUUUGCAAGGAGCGGUCAUAUCAGCAAAGAUAGCUCAAUUUAUUAAGAUCUCAGAGGUUGACGAGAGAACCAACUGUUGCAUUUUGUCUGCAUUACUCUUUCAGGGUUUGCUCAGAACCACACUUCCACACCCCAAAGCAGAACGUUGCUAUGCUCAGUAUGAAAUCACUCAGCUUCUCCCAGGCAUCGAGCUCUUCUCGGACAGAUACAGGGCUGACAUUUGCUCUGUAGUUGCAAGUCUGUAUUACGUUAUACGUGAACUGCACUUUGCUAAGCAAAAUCUAAUAAUUCUGCCUCUCCUUGCAUUGUAUCAGUAUUUUGUUUCUGGAAUUUGCCAAGACCUAGUCAGAAAUCUAGAAGCAAGGAUCCUCAAGAUAGAAGUCCUUACAGAUUUAGGAUUUUUUUCUGAAGCCUUUUAUGAGAUAUCCCAGAUUUUUUAUGGAAAAAACAUGCCUUCCUCAAUACCUGCAGGCUGUAAAGCUACUGGAAAAGUGAAGAUAUUUCAAUCAUUUGACUCAGGAAAACCUCUUACUAGUAAAGAAAAUUUACAGGCACUUGAUGAAUUAAUAAGUAAAGGAUUGCCUCUAAUUCUGGUCACAGUUGGCCAACCACAUCUCCUAAAUAAGUUUUCUUUCAUUAAAGCCUACUUUUUAAUAAGUGUGGCUGCAACAAUAAAUUGUGUCCCAGAAAUUUCAGUGAAAACAAUCUACCAUGGACUUGUCUCUGAGAAGAGUAGAGCAAACUUUCAAAACUUGAAAGAAUUAUGUUUAAAGGACGAGGGAAUCUCAUUUGGUCAGUUUGCAAAAAUUAAAGGUGACUUCACACUUAGCACAAUAAAGUCAGCUUUACUGACAGAAGCUGAGGACAGGCUAAACUUCCUUGUGUCAGAGAUGGAGCAUCCAGGCCACAAGGACCUGUCCCAGUGUUCUGCUGGUGAGUUGGAGAUUGUGGUAGAGGCCAGGCUUCAGCUGGCUGCAAUUGCCCUGCAAAGACACCGGGCCGCAUACAGUGCUGCAAUAGUAUUUUCUACACUUAGACUUCUCCAGGAUUCAAAACUUUUUAAAAAGAAGGUAGUACAAGAUGACACAGAGAAUUCCAUCUCUCUGGGAGCUUCUGCCACUGAAAAUAAAGAUGAUGGUGAGUUUCUAGAUCCUACUUCCCUAAAUUCUCGAGAACAUUUCAACAUCCAUCUGUGGUUGAGAUGCCGCCUAGCAUUGGUGACCGCCUUCGUUGCACAGAUUCACGGCGUUGGAAUUGUGACAGAAAACAAUAUGACAGAUUACGUCAGCCUCAUCAACGAAGGGUGCAUGGAAGCAAAAAGUGCAGGUGACAGGGAGCUACAAGCUGAAUUCUUGAUGCAAGCUGUAAUCAUUGGCCUACAAGAAAAGCAUUUAAAGGCAGACAUCAUAACAAACCUUCAGGCUGUAAUACAUUUGCUUGAAGAAAGUGAAUUUAUUUCCCCUCGAUCUCAUUUAACCCUGGUGAGAAGCAUGCUUUUGCUGGAUGACUUAACAAAAGCUGAGAAAUUCAAGGAAACUCCUUCUUCAAAAACAGAAAAAUUAUGUUUGUUGACUCAGGCUCACAACAUUCUUAUUGAACAGAUGCUAACUUUCGGAGAAACGAUUGAAUUUCCUUUAUCAAACACUGACUCUGCAAGUCCAUCGCGGCCUUUGAAAAAUAUCUAUCUUCCCCAUGUCAUGUUAUUGGCCAAAACAAAAAUGAGGAUUGGACAUACAGUGGCCAAACAAGUCUAUUAUACCAGUAAAAAGAAGGAUCCCUCGAAGUGGUUACCUGCCCUUCAUCUUUUUGAAAUGGCACGGAAGCUCUGUAAGGUAGCAGCAGCAGAAGAACGUGAGGUAGAGGCAGAAAUUCUUUUUCAGAAAGGCAAAAUAGAACGUCAAAUAUUGAUGGAAGAGAAAUCUCCAAGUUCACAACUUGAGAGUUUAUUUGAAGCUAUACAACUAAGCUUGAGAAAUGAUCAAAACUCGGGGUUGAUAAGAGACUCCUACUUAGAAAUGGCCUUAUUAUUUUUACAUAUGAGGAAGCCAAAAAACAAUCUUUCAACACCACCAUUAACACUUAAGACUCCUACCAGAAGGCAUAGUUCUAUUAAAGAACCAACAGUAAAUAGAUUUGAAAUGUACGGUUCACUGGCCUGGACUGUGAUAAGAGCUGCUGCCCAGGUCAGUGAAGCUGUGCUAGCAGUUAAUCUACUUAUUGGAAAGAAGAAUGCUAGAACUGAUAAAGUCAGCCAAGGGGCCUUACCAAAUAUCCCCGAAUUUGCCACUGUGGAUCUUUUGUCUUCAUAUACAGAUUAUUUGCUUGAUAACUACCAAGUGGUGUUCCAGACUGCCUGUACAUUUUCUUAUCAAAAUGAUGGCAUGUGUGACAACACAGAUGCUAGAAAAAAGACUCCGACUAAAGUGGAUAUUACGUGGAUUCUUCUACUGCGCUACUAUAUUCAUCUGCAAAGGAUUAAUAAUAUGAGCAAAUUGCUAGCAUCUCCAAAGCCAGGAUCUGGAAUUUCUUUGCCAGAUGAUACACUUCUCACAUCCCUUUUCAACUCUGGGCUGAUAUUGCGCCAAAAGGAAAUGCAUUUUUUCCUUAAAAGAUUUUUACAGCUGUAUUCUUCCUCUUGUAUUGAUGAAUUUCCAAAAGAACUAUGUCAAGGAGUGGAAACUACAUUUUUCUCAGAAAAAACCUUAUAUAACUCAGUCAAGUUAUGUCAUGACAGUACUCUAUACUCUGAUUCAUCAUUAAAGCUCUCUGCCAGCCCAUCUUCAGGAGAUGUGUCAUCAGAUAUGAACAUACAAGAUUUAAACAAAGAACUUUGCUUUCAAUGGUACAUUCCUCCUCUAGAAAGACCCCCAAAGGAAACAGAACCUAUGGUUUUAUUGUUGUAUGCAUAUAACAUGAGGCCCCAGAAUAUUUCAGAUGCUGUGCCUAAUAGCACUUCUAGCGAUGUCUAUGUUGGCUCUUUCUGGGUUCCACUGAACAGGGUCAUUUCAAUUCAUGAGAAACUAUCUAAUCUUACGCAAAUAGCUGAAAUAUCAUUGCCAACAACUCCUGAAAUUACUUCAGAUGAAAAUGUAUCCGAAAUGCAAGAAAUGGAAGAGAAAUCAGUUGAUAAGGAAAUGGAAAACAUGAUUAUUGAAUGUUGCUCUGAAAUAAUAAAUCUAUUUUUGACUGAUAGAGAUACAACACCAUUGUCUGAGGUCCCAUUUGCUAUCUCGCUGCCAUCUAUAUUCAAUCUUGAGAGACUUUUUGAUCUUGCUAACGGUUGUAUUGUAUCAGGAGGAAGCCUCUUCAACUGGAUGGUGUCGAUUAUUCCCUAA